Molecule: messenger RNA, 4424 nt
Organism: Jaculus jaculus (lesser Egyptian jerboa)
Lineage: Eukaryota; Metazoa; Chordata; Mammalia; Rodentia; Dipodidae
Gene: Ntm
Product: neurotrimin
Exons: 9
Coding region: 633-1736 (367 amino acids)
Cellular component (GO): neuron projection
Source: RefSeq, a predicted model, not a curated record
GCUCCGAGGAAGUUGAGUUGACCGAGGCGUCGCCGCAGCAUCCCCGUGUCCGGAUCGCACGAAGCCGGCUGAGCCGUCUUCUCCUCGCGCGUCCCCGCCGCCUCCCGAGAGCUCCACUUUCCAUCGGCUAUUGUUUCUGGCGGCGAGCCUUUCUCUGAAACUUAACUAGAAAGUGCUGGAUUUCCCCUUAUUCGCACGGGGAAUCGCAGACCUCAUCUGGGCGGCCGGAUACGACCCACCGCCAGCCCCUUUCAAUACCAAAGUGCUCAAUCCUCUCCAAAGUGCCAUGUCUGAACUGCUCAGAGGGAGAAGCGGCGCCUGAACCAAGGCACCCGCGCACCCAUCGGCCGCCACCCUCCCGGGCGCCAGCAGCACCAAGAAAGCCUCCUUCCGAUGCGUGCCUGUGGAAACUGGUUCUGCGGGGCUGGCAAGCAGAGGCUGGAUUUGGGGGAGGAAGACUAGAGGUGGAGGAGUCUGCGCGCUCUCUCCUCGCCGCGCCUCGCGGUCGCCCAGCCGCGGGCUCUGCGCUCGGUGCCAGUGCGGGUCUCCACCCCACCCCACCCACUUCCCGUGCUCGCCCGGGGGGCGUGUGCGUGCCGCUGCGGAGUUCUGGGAAGUUGUGGCUGUCGAGGAUGGGGGUCUGUGGGUACCUGUUCCUGCCCUGGAAGUGCCUCGUGGUCGUGUCUCUCAGGCUGCUGUUCCUUGUACCCACAGGAGUGCCGGUGCGCAGCGGAGAUGCCACCUUCCCCAAAGCUAUGGACAACGUGACGGUCCGGCAGGGGGAGAGCGCCACCCUCAGGUGCACAAUUGACAACCGGGUCACCCGGGUAGCCUGGCUAAACCGCAGCACUAUCCUCUACGCUGGGAAUGACAAGUGGUGCCUAGAUCCUCGUGUGAUCCUUCUGAGUAACACCCAGACCCAGUACAGCAUCGAGAUCCAGAACGUGGAUGUGUAUGACGAGGGCCCAUACACCUGCUCUGUGCAGACAGACAACCAUCCAAAGACCUCGAGAGUCCACCUCAUUGUACAAGUAUCUCCCAAAAUUGUAGAGAUUUCUUCAGAUAUCUCCAUUAAUGAAGGCAACAAUAUCAGCCUCACCUGCAUAGCCACAGGCAGACCAGAACCUACUGUUACCUGGAGACACAUCUCUCCCAAAGCUGUUGGCUUUGUGAGUGAAGAUGAAUACUUGGAAAUUCAGGGCAUCACCCGGGAGCAGUCUGGGGACUAUGAAUGCAGUGCCUCCAAUGAUGUGGCUGCACCAGUGGUACGAAGAGUGAAGGUCACCGUGAACUAUCCACCAUAUAUUUCAGAAGCUAAGGGUACAGGUGUCCCUGUGGGACAGAAGGGGACACUGCAGUGUGAAGCCUCGGCAGUACCUUCUGCAGAAUUCCAGUGGUACAAGGAUGACAAGAGACUGGUUGAAGGAAAGAAGGGGGUCAAAGUGGAAAACAGACCUUUCCUCUCAAAACUCAUCUUUUUCAAUGUCUCCGAACAUGACUAUGGGAACUACACUUGUGUGGCCUCCAACAAGUUGGGUCACACCAAUGCCAGCAUCAUGCUCUUUGAACUAAAUGAGCCUACAAGCUCAAGUUUGUUGCAAGAAGUGAAAACUACAGCCCUGACCCCUUGGAAAGGCCCUGGUGCUGUCAGCGAGGUGAACAAUGGGACAUCAAGGAGGGCAGGCUGCAUUUGGCUCCUCCCUUUUCUGGUCUUACACUUGUUCCUCAAAUUUUGAUGUGAGUGCCCCUUCCCCACUGGGGGAGAGCUGCCGCCUCUGCAUCCCAACACACCAGCAGGGAAACACGACAGCAGCAAGUCAGAAUCAAACGAAAUUUGGAGAAUCACAGCCAAUGGGACAGAAAUUCGAGGGAGGGGAACAAAGAACACUUUGGGAAAGAAACAAAAAAGUUUAGAAAAUGAAAUUGAAAUUGCCUUGCAGAUAUCUAGGUACCACUGAGUUUUCUUUCUUUUCCCAAAUGGGAAGAAUGCACACCCGGCUUGGACCCACCCACAAGCUGCAUUGAGUGACCUUUCUGUUGCCAGGGUGGGCAAGGGCUCAGCCACUCUGCCCACUAGAGUGCCCCACCAUGGAACAUUCUGGAGUCGGCCAUCCCAAAUUCCAUCUGUCCUUAAAGACAAGCACAGAGUGAGACACAAGGGCCCAGACGUGCUGCAGAAGGCCCUUUGGUGAACUGCGCCAAGUGGCGUGCGUCAUGAAGUGUGAAAUCUAAAAAGAAAGAAAGAACAAGAAAUCAAACAAGACAGCCUGACAGCAACCAUAAUCCCACAAGUGACAGUCACAAAAGAUAUUGUUCAACUUUUGAUUUUCAUUUUACCACAGGGACAUCAUGGAUUAUAAGGGAUUCUGAUUCAUUAUUAAUUUUAUUAAUUAUAUUUUCUGAUAUGAGUUAGUGCAAAAAAGAGACAACACUAGUAAAUACACACAUGAAAGGGGUGAAGAGAAGUGUGGUUCUUAAGCAUUAAAAAUAAAUAGUGUACUUCUUACCUAGGUUUACAAGUGGUGGACCACACACCAGAUAUUCACUACCUGGUGAGGAUUUGGCAGAUCCACCAGAAUACAUGGGGUUUAAUGAACACCUCCACCAGCGCUACAGAUUCCUCCUUAUUCUUCCAUUUCAUGCAGACAGUUCUAUCUAGCUACAUACUGUUUAGACAUGGAACACUGUUCUGCACUCUUUCUUGGUUUGUUGGCUAUGCUUCUUUUGAUGACAUAGAUUAUACAGUAUAUAUAUAUAUAUAUAUAUAUAUAUAUAUAUAUAUAUAUAUACAUAUAUUUUUUUUGUUAGGGUUCUAGCCAUUUUAUUUCUCAGCAGGGUCCUUUCUCAAACAUUACUGCAUGCUGUAUAUGGCGUUAGCUGUGUGUUGAUCUUCUAAAAGAUGAUAGAGUUUACUGGUAAUUGUGUAAUCAGCUCCUGCUUUUUUUAAAUUUUCUCGGGUUAUUUACAUGUCAGAGACAUUUGUAAUCGGAAAGAGAACAACAGCAACAAUGACUAAUAUCAGGCGCAGCGUCUUUCCAGGUGUGGCUCUCAGAGGCAGAGGCCACAGGCUUGGCUUCUCCAUCACACCUCAGGCAUUAACGGACAGCAAGCAACUGAAUCCACUAAACCGUCAGUAAUCACUUGCUUUAGCCCAUUGUGGGAAUCCCUGAUGCCUUUGUGACUACUGGAGAACUUAAAUCCCCUUGUUUUCUUUUAUUUAAUUUCCCACCUUUGUGUGAGUGUGUAUGAAAGAGAAGAAAAAUGACAGUUUUUAGGUAACCAUUCUUUUCCUCCUCCGAAGUUUGGGGACCAGAGAGGCCUCGGGGAGGGGUCCUGGAUGUGAUGAGGGAAAGUGGGAUUGGGGAAAGGGAGGGAGGGAUUGUCUCUGACUUGACAUUAAAAAGUGUUCCAUGUCCCUCUUCACCUGGUGUGAUACCUCAUUCUGUAGGGGUGGUGCGCCUGGCUUGCUGGGUUUGAAUGACAGAAUGGUAGGGCCUGGACCCCUUUUGGAGUAGUCAAAGUUUGCUGUGGUAAGUGCUCUGAUGACAGAAUAAAGGUCAUGAGACGACCUAUAUCCUCUUCAUGGAUACCAGGGGAGCCAAAGUCUGUGAGUGACCUUGUCUUCAAUGCCUCCAAGAAGUUAUGGUGGGAGCUGCCAUCAUCCUCCUUGUCUUCAGUCUCCUCACCUCAGAGGUCAAAUGGUCAAGUGUUGUCAUGGCUUUUAGUCCCAACAAUUUUUAAAAGGCAACAGCCUGUGUAAUUAUCACACACACACACAUACACACACACACACACACACACACACACACAGCUGGAAACAUCAUGCUCCUUGGUAUUAAAUAACUCUCAAUCCUAUGAACCAGUUUUCUGAGGACUGUCUGUUCUUUAUUCUGUGCUCACCCCGAAAACCUUACCUUGACCCAUAAAUUAAGAAAAAGGCAGAUUUUAGUAUGAUAUUCAAGUAAUUCUGGCAUGUUCUGAUUAAUUCUGGGAAUUAAACCUGGAUUAGAAAAUUUACUGAGUGUCAGAAAUGAGGUCACAGCUAGCAAUGUCACAUGUUAUUGCACUCAUGACUUCAGGGGACGAUUCUGCCUGAGAAGAGUGACAAAGAUUAGAAAUGGGUGGUGUCAUUCCCUGCCACCACGAGCAACCUUGCUGACUGUACCCUUCACUGACCCCUUCUGCCCUCAUGUCCCAUCUGCACCCUUCAGAGCAGAUACCCCAGCUUAUUCUUUGCAGUAUAUUGUAAACCACUGUUGACAAAGCCUCAGAGAUUUUGAUUGUAUUGGUUUUGCCCCUCCCUGCCCCAGAAAUGAAUGGCCUUGGAUUUUGUUAGAGGAAGGCAGUGUGUGCAAUGACAAAGUAAGCAUGGGCAAGAUAAAUUUAAAAAAAAAAAAGCAGAGGAAGAUAUACACCUGCAGCAG